Periophthalmus magnuspinnatus is the source of this 1549-nucleotide messenger RNA. It is a transcript of the gene arf1, whose product is annotated as ADP-ribosylation factor 1. Gene Ontology annotation, molecular function: GTPase activity; GTP binding. Gene Ontology annotation, biological process: vesicle-mediated transport; intracellular protein transport. Bases 178 to 720 code for a protein of 180 amino acids. The transcript has 5 exons. Lineage: Eukaryota; Metazoa; Chordata; Actinopteri; Gobiiformes; Gobiidae. The record is from RefSeq and is a predicted model, not a curated record. Gene Ontology annotation, cellular component: cytoplasm; plasma membrane.
AGUGUGGUGUCCACUGUUAGAGGAGGGGGCGGACCGGAAGUGGGCGCCGCUGACGUGUCAAAACAACACCGCCAUUUUCCCAACGAGGAAACGCCUUAACGAGGCUCCAGCACUUUGUUCCGCACUUUUCAAGGCACUUUUCUCUGCUUUUACGACUCGUUACCUCACACCGUCACCAUGGGGAACAUGUUCGCCCAGCUCUUCAGCAUGUUCGGGAAGAAGGAGAUGAGGAUCCUGAUGGUGGGGCUGGAUGCUGCAGGGAAGACCACCAUUCUGUACAAACUCAAACUGGGAGAAAUAGUCACGACUAUUCCCACAAUAGGCUUUAAUGUGGAGACGGUGGAAUACAAGAACAUCAGUUUCACUGUGUGGGACGUGGGUGGUCAGGACAAAAUCCGUCCAUUGUGGCGUCAUUACUUUCAAAACACACAAGGCCUGAUCUUUGUGGUGGACAGUAACGACAAAGAGCGGUGCACUGAGGCACGUGAGGAGCUCAUGAGGAUGUUGGCCGAAGACGAGCUACGGAACGCCGUGCUGCUGGUGUUUGCCAACAAACAGGAUCUUCCUAACGCCAUGUCUGCAGCUGAGCUGACAGAGAAACUGAGCCUUCACUCUUUACGCAACAGGAACUGGUACAUCCAGGCCACCUGUGCCACCAAUGGAGAUGGCCUGUAUGAGGGAUUGGACUGGCUAUCGACCCAGCUGAAAAACAGCAAAUGAUGCCAGGUCCUGUGUCCAUAUAACCACCAAAUGUCUUUGUAUGUACUCAUACGGUGUUGAAAACCAAGCGACCUUGUCCCAGAGACUGGAAGCUGCCUUGACCUCAAAGCCCUUUUUAAAACGCAGUGGGGGUUAAGAUUCUUGUAAACAUUAUUUUACUGUAAAUAGAUGUGGUUAAAGGGGAGGAUUCUUGCACUCAAACUCAUUCUACUUUUGUCUUUCUCUUUUGGGGCAUCCUUUAGUUUUAAAUCAAAAGAGGAUUUAUAGAGAAUCACCAGCAGCACCUUGGACCCAUAAUUCAAUGCAAUCUGAUGUGACAGUGUAGGAAUGAACAGCGCUGGUUUGUACUGUAGACAAACAUCACAUUAUUAUUACUGCCCAACUUUGUUUUAGCGCCAUUUUUAAAUCAUGUGACAAGAUCUCAGGUUGUGUUGAGCAUUUAACAACACGCAUUUCUAGCCAAGCAGGUACCUGCCUCCUCCUCACUGGUUUGCACUGUGCAGAUGGAGUCGCGACGCCCCUCAUGUUUGUACUAAAGGCUUUAUCAAAUAUGAAUUUUAAUCAUUGCUCUUUUGUUUUGCUCAUUAUAGUCUCAUUAUAUAUUUUAUUUGAAGGUUAGGGACAUCUUAACGGCUUAGAACCUUUAAUCUAUAUACUUUUGCUUAUGUGUGGAUAAAAUGUCUUUAGUCUGAUGUUUGAAAACUUUUAUUUUGAUUUAUGUUCUGUUUGCAAUGUGAGAUAAGGCACUGUAAUUGAAGUGACUGGAUAUUUUCUGUAACUGAUUUCUGUAUUUUCUCUAUGCAAUAAAGUUGAUUAUUGAAAAAUAAAA